CCAGAGCACUACAGUUUCUUCCUCUCACACAGGAUUUUGAAGAAAACAGGUCAGUUUUCUGUCCUCUGUUUUUUCAUUUUAGAGUUUGCUUCAGCCAUGGGAAGAGAACAAAUGGGAGUGCUUAAUGCUAUUGAUGUCGCCAAGACUCAGUGGUACCAUUUCACAGCAAUUGUGAUUACUGGAAUGGGAUUCUUCACCGAUGCAUAUGAUCUUUUCAGCAUCUCCCUAGUCACCAAGUUGCUUGGCCGUAUAUAUUACUAUACUGAAGGGCAAGUAAAGCCAAGCACACUACCUAUAAAUGUCCUAGCUGCGGUCAAUGGUGUUGCACUAUGCGGCACUCUAGCGGGGCAACUCUUCUUUGGCUGGCUUGGAGACAAGAUGGGACGCAAAACAGUCUAUGGACUUACUCUGUUACUCAUGGUCCUUUGCUCUAUUGGCUCCGGACUCUCAUUUGGAAGGGACGCAAAGAAUCUACCAUCAUGUCUGAAUAUGCAAACAAACGGACUCGUGGCGCGUUUGAUGCCGCAGUUUUUUGCAAUGCAAGGAUUUGGGAUUUUAGCCGCCGGAAUUGUGUCUCUUGUUGUGUCUGCUGCAUUUAAUUCUGCAUUCCCAGCACCCACUUUCAAAGUCAAUACCAAACUUUCAACUGUGCCUGAAGCAGACUAUGUCUGGCGUAUAAUUGUAAUGUUUGGUGCCAACCCUGCUUCCCUUACUUACUACUGGCGAAUGAAGAUGCCUGAAACUGCUAGGUACACUGCCCUGGUCGCAAAGAACUUGAAACAGGCUGAUGCAGACAUGUCAAAGGUUUUGCAUGUGGAUCUUGAAGUAGAGCAGGGAAAAGGGGCCAACAUUGCUAACACUGAUAAGGGAAAUUCAUUUGGCUUGUUCUCCACGGAAUUUAUUCAGCGUCAUGGGCUUCACUUGAGUGGAACGACCACAACUUGGUUCCUCUUGGACAUUGCUUAUUACAGUCAAAAUCUUUAUCAAAAGGACAUCUUCCAUCUUCAUGUUUGCUUCGCCAUUCCUUACCAGCACUGGAAGUUGCACAAUCCUAUGGGGUUUCUAGGAAUGUACUCUCUGACGUUUUUCUUCGAGAAUUUUGGACCCAAUUCCACAACAUUUAUUGUCCCAGCAGAGAUCUUCCCUGCGAGGCUAAGGUCAACAUGCCAUGGGAUAUCAGCUGCAGCUGGGAAGGCAGGUGCCAUAGUUGGUGCAUUUGGGUUCUUAUAUGCUUCUCAGGACCCCCAACAGUCACUAAGAGAUAAUCCUAUGCACCCAAAAGGCCUAGGAAUGCAGCGUGCACUUCUUUUGCUCGGUUGUGUCAACGCCCUCGGAAUGUUGUUCACAAUCUUGGUGCCUGAACCAAAAGGAAAAUCACUUGAGGAGCUGUCUGGCGAGAGUGAGGCUGAAAAUGGUGCAAUGGAAAUGCACGACCGUCCAGCUCCUCCUGAGACCUAUCCUAUAUUCCUAUUGCAUCCCCACAAGUUUAGUUCACUCAUAUUUUGUUAGAUCGAAAAAUCAUUUCUUCCUCGGUCAUCAAAAUAUAAAACUAAGGUGCAUUAAAUAAAAAUCAUAGCAAAUCAGUAAUGAAUAUUUCUUACUCUUUUCACUUUCAGUUUCUUCUAAAGAUCAGUUGGAAGAAAGGAAGGAAUAGGCAUUUCUGAUUGCUAUGAUCUCUAUCUUUAUCUUUCCCCUACUUUGUAGUUGCCUUUGGGUUCUAAACUUAUAUAUGUGUUUCAGUAUAAACAGGCCCGAUAAGA
This is a messenger RNA of Rubroshorea leprosula, 1760 nucleotides long. NCBI's taxonomy places the organism in Eukaryota, Viridiplantae, Streptophyta, Magnoliopsida, Malvales, Dipterocarpaceae. The record is from the annotation of a GenBank genome assembly.